UCCCAUUUUUGAAAGUCCUAUCAAAAUAUCAUCCCCUUUUUGCUUGCUUUGAGAAUUCCCAUCGUUAGUUUAUGUUUGAUGCUGCUUGUUUCAGUCCACAGGAUUUUCUAUUUUGUGAUUGCCCGAGGAGUUGCGAGAUGGAGGGUAUUUUAGAUAUUUGAUUAAUGGUCAAACACCGAGUCCUAUCACACAUUGUAGUUUCCAUUGGAUAGACAAAGUAUCUUGUUAUUGCAAAAGUGGUUGCGUUGGCUGUGAAGCCGUGAUGCUUUUCCAGAUGGUGCUUGGGGUUUGAGACAAAGAUGGAUUGGGAAGGACAAAAGGUAGCAGAGCAACUGAUGCAGAUAAUGCUGGUAGUAUUUGCGAUUGGGGCAUUCGUCACUGGGUAUGUUGUUGGUUCAUUUGAACUGAUGCUAUACAUAUAUGCUGGUGGAGUUAUCUUGACCACUUUGAUCACCAUUCCUAAUUGGCCAUUUUUCAACCGCCAUCCUCUUAAAUGGUUGGAUCCCAGUGAGGCUGAAAAACACCCCAAACCACAGGUUACAACUUCUGUUUCAAAGAAGAAACCCAUUAAGAAAUAGCCAGGCCAUCUUAAGUUUCAGAGAUUCUGUUUUUGGUUUUGGAGACCUUUAAUUGUCUUUUAAUGUUUAGGUGGCUUAAUGAAUCAGCUAUAAUAUACAUUUGAGGGAAUUUAGAGAUGUCUGGUGAGAUAUAGAAUUUGUGUAAUUCUACUAUUGGCCAAUUAUUGUUUAGUUCAUUGUAUGUCAAAA
This is a messenger RNA of Cynara cardunculus var. scolymus (artichoke), 767 nucleotides long. RefSeq names its product probable signal peptidase complex subunit 1. Gene Ontology annotation, cellular component: signal peptidase complex; endoplasmic reticulum membrane. The record is from RefSeq and is a predicted model, not a curated record. Lineage: Eukaryota; Viridiplantae; Streptophyta; Magnoliopsida; Asterales; Asteraceae. The coding region runs from base 300 to 578 and encodes 92 amino acids. The transcript is spliced from 2 exons. Gene Ontology annotation, biological process: protein targeting to ER.